AUGCGGUGCCUUUACGUAUUUAUCCUUUCCGUCCGCCCUCUCCUUUGUGCUGCUUCAGAGCCGUUCUCGCUGCCAAAUGUCAAUGCUACCUUUGCCACGAGUCCUAAGCCAUUCCAGAUUCAUGUUGAACGAGACUUCAUUGAGGAAACCCGUCAGCGGGUUGCUCAUACAAGGUCACCAUUGUUCAUAAAUGUGUCAAGCGAUGGCCCUGGUAUUGAGAACUUCACAAGCGUUCGUGAUUUCUGGGUGAAUGAGUAUGAUUGGAAUGCGACGGAAGCUUCUAUCAACAAGAGACUCAAACAGUUUACGACCAUUGUUGAGCCUGAGAUCGACAACGUCACUCAAUCUGUACCGCUGCAUUUCGUCCAUCACCGCUCAACUAGGCCUGAUGCCAUACCAUUGCUGUUUAUUCACGGAUGGCCAGGGUCCUUCCUUGAAGUCGGUAACAUUAUCGGAGAUCUGACAAACCCACCAAAUGCAUCUGUACCAGCAUUUCAUGUCGUUGCACCUUCGAUCCCAGGCUUUGGAUUCUCUCCCGCACCGACAAAGCCGGGCUUUGGUCCCGCAGCGGCUGCUUUUGCAUUCAAUGAACUGAUGCUUCAGCUUGGCUACUCCAUAUAUGUCAUUCAAGGAGGAGAUUUUGGUGGUGUCAUCCUUCGCUACCAGGCCCACCAGUUUCCAAAGAACGUGAUCUCAGCACUCAGCAAUUUCUGGAUUAUCCAGCCGAGCAAUAACGACCUUCGCCGACUGGCACAGGGAGAAGCCACGCUUGAUGAAGUUGCGUACAUCAAGAUUAUAGAGAACUAUGAGAACCAGGGAUCUGGAUACCGACUCAUCAUGUCCACGGAGCCUCUCACCCUCGCAUAUGGUAUGACGGACUCACCACUUGGGAACGCCAUGUGGAUGUAUUCGAUCAUGAGUAGGGUCAUUGACCCGGCCAUCAUGGCAUGGACUCCCGAGGAGAUCAUUACUUGGUCCAUGAUGUAUUGGAUCCAAGGUCCAUACGGGGGCAUGCGGUUCUAUAAGGAAGUUCAAAAUGAUGGGGGUUUUGAAAUACUAGACUUUGGUACCCUGCCCCUGGUUGAGGUCCCAGUUGCUAUCAGUCAAUUCCCUUGCGACUUGACAUACCGUAUGCCACUGGACUGGGCAAAGCGAGGAGGAAAUGUUCUAAAGAGAACUUUACAUGACCAUGGAGGCCACUUUGCUGCUUACGAGGUCCCUGAUCUGCUGCUUCACGAUAUAUGGUCUUGGUUUGGAGAUAAGGAAAUUUCAGGAACAAAGGCAUUCGACUAA
Molecule: messenger RNA, 1293 nt
Organism: Fusarium fujikuroi IMI 58289
Lineage: Eukaryota; Fungi; Ascomycota; Sordariomycetes; Hypocreales; Nectriaceae
Product: related to epoxide hydrolase
Exons: 2
Coding region: 1-1293 (430 amino acids)
Biological process (GO): epoxide metabolic process
Molecular function (GO): epoxide hydrolase activity
Source: RefSeq, a predicted model, not a curated record